Molecule: messenger RNA, 2003 nt
Organism: Andrographis paniculata
Lineage: Eukaryota; Viridiplantae; Streptophyta; Magnoliopsida; Lamiales; Acanthaceae
Product: RING-H2 finger protein ATL3-like
Exons: 1
Coding region: 770-1861 (363 amino acids)
Source: RefSeq, a predicted model, not a curated record
UAGUAGUAGUAGUAGUAGUAGUAUGCUCCUCCUAUUCACAUUGACUCACUCACUCGCUGUUCUCCUCUUUCUUUAAUAAGAGCUCUAGCUCUUGUCACUCUCACUCUCACUCUGCUUCCCAGUUCCCACCACCACUUGCAUUCAUCAAUCAUCCCACUUCUUCUUUCUUCCUCUCCUACCUUUCCUUAGCCUCACCUCACCUCACCUCACCUGACCUUGCCUUCUUCUGGAAUCUCCUCUCUCUCUCUCUCUCUCUCUCUCUCUAGUCUCUCCCUCCCUCCCUCCCUUACAUUCCUCCAGAAUCAGGCUGACUUAGAAACCUUACACCAUUGUAUUUCUACGGUACCAACCAUACUCUUAUGAUUGAACUUGUCCAUCUCCAUCUCCAUCUCUGAGUUCCUUGUGCGCGCGCGGAUUGAUCUCCUUCCUUGAUUUGAUCCUGGUCAAACCCACAUGGCCCAGCCCAGACGUGGGAUGCACUCCACAAUGCUGCUGCUGUUGCAUGCAAAAUCUUAUCUUGGUUUCCUUCCGACUCACUCACUCACUCAGUAAUAUUAUUAUAUGUACAUAGAAUCCCUUGGUUGGUUGGUUGGUUCAAGAUUGCAUUUUUAGGAAAUCGCCUUCCUUAAAAAACUCUGGAAAUCUCCUUCGAAUCCUGCCUGCCUGCCUCAAUGCAUUCAUUAAUCAGAGCUCUAAUUUAAUCUUUUUUCGUAUCAAAAUCCCCGAUCCUAUCGACCACUUCCUCACUCCAGCCCCCACUGAAAUUGAAAUGGCAAGUGCGGACAAUGGCGGAAGAUUUGGGGACACAGGAGUGAUUGAGCUGACAGGGAAGGUCGUGGCGGUUGCACUUGUCCUCCUCUUCUUCAUCGUCUUCUUCGUUUUCUGUCUUCACAUCUACGCCAAAUGGUUCUGGUACAGCCGCCAAGACAACCCCCCGACCACGACCCCCACCAGACGACGACAGCGACGCCGCAGCAGUCUGGAUUUCGCGGGUGGAGACGAUGAGAUGGCGAUUGUAUCCUCCUCCUCCUCCGCCGCCGCCGCCCUGCGCCAUGGCCUGGACCCUUGGGUGCUGAAGAGCAUACCGGUUGUGGUGUUUGAUCCCAAAGAUGAUGGGUUGGAGUGCGCGGUGUGCUUGUGUGAGGUUUCGGAGGGCGAGAAGGCGAGGCUUCUGCCCAAAUGCAACCAUGGCUUCCACGUUGACUGCAUUGAUAUGUGGUUUGAAUCGCACUCCACGUGCCCUCUCUGUCGAAACCCUAUCGACUACGAUCCCAAUCAGGUGUUCAAUCAUCGUCCCGGCGCUGCUGAAACUGUGACAGAUUCGGAGGAGAAUCCCUCCUCCUCCUCCUCCUCAGGAGGCAAUGUUAAUGUUAAUCAUAAUCAUGUUGAGCAGUCGACAUCUCCCAAUUUCCCUACCAAUGUGUUGGUCUGGGGAGAUGAGAGUCAAGUGAGGACUUUUAGUCCUAAUUGUACUGUGGAGGAGGAAACCAGCAGCACCCAUCAUCAUCAACCCAAUACUGGCGUUGAAGAAACAGAAGCAGAAGGUGCAGCUGAAUCUGAAUCUGAACAAGCUUCGUCGAUGACCUCCACCUCCACCUCCACCUCCAGCAUCAGCAUUAUUAUUAUUCCUAAUCCUAAUCCUAAUCAUACUAGGCAGAUGAGUGAAGAAGAAGAGGAGGAAGAACAGAAGGUUCCAGCAGUGGCGGCCACGAGGAGGCUGAGGUCACUCAAAAGGCUUUUGAGUGGCGGGGGCAACAGAAGAGUAAACCAUCAUCCAUCCAAUGCUACUAGUCCAAGAAAUUUGGAUCUGGAACAAGGCAGGCAGGCAGCAGCAAUAGAGGAGAGGAGAGGAGGUUGUUAAACUUGAUGAUUUCUUCUCCAUACGACAUACAGCUUGAUCUGAUGUGAUCUGAUGAUGCAUUUAUUUAAGACAGCAGCGCAGCUGGGCGGUAAUACUGAAUGAUGCCUGCAGCUAGUAGUUACGUUUUUAAGGUGUUGGAUCA